Messenger RNA from Saccostrea echinata, 934 nucleotides. RefSeq names its product GTPase IMAP family member 9-like. Gene Ontology annotation, molecular function: GTP binding. The record is from RefSeq and is a predicted model, not a curated record. The transcript is spliced from 2 exons. Bases 44 to 934 code for a protein of 296 amino acids. Lineage: Eukaryota; Metazoa; Mollusca; Bivalvia; Ostreida; Ostreidae.
AUAUGCAAGUUAAAAACAACCCAAGGUUGAGAGUUUCCCUUUAAUGGCUGCCUCAUUUGUAAGAGAAGAAUUGAAUUUAGUCCUAGUGGGAUUUGCGGGAGGUGGUAAGACCAGUACAGCUAAUACUAUCCUAGGAAAAAAAGAAUUUGUAGUAUCGCCCACUUCAAAGGUGGCCAGUGCCCAGGGUCAUCGGAUAGGCAUUGACUUCAACCUCAUAGACACACCCGGUCUCCUGACCACAAAGGAUAUUGAGCAUCUACAUCAAAAUAUCACAACUCGGGAUGGAAUUAAGAUAUGUUUUCUAGUAGUCAUCAAACUAAAACGUUUUACCGAUGAAGAGAGUUUUGCCCUCAGUGAAAUGUUACGGAGAAAUCCUACUAUGCUUAAAAGAACUGUGGUCGUCUUCACGAACCUGGGAGAAAUUGAGGACAAAGACACAGUAGUUGAUAGAGCCAUUGACCGCUUUUUGAAAAGAAACUAUACACUACUUUCUUUUCUGAAAAGGUACAAUCUCUCAUAUGUGGGACUUGAGAACAAAUUUGCGAGCGAAAACGACAAAGAAAAAAGAGUAAAAGUCAUUUUAGAGGCGGUGAAAAAGUACGCAAAUGUCUUGGAAGACAAUGGUAAGACCAGUAUUAAACAAGACAGUCGUCCAAAAGCUGAUCACAAAGUCCUCAACACAGAGAGAUCUGAGGAAGGAGAAGAUUCUGUAAAAAGAAAGGGGCUCUAUGAGGAAAAUGAAAGUCAUCAUAGUGAUAUGUCAAUUGAUGAUCACGUGGCCAGAAUUGUCCAGCAGAAACUGGACAUCAUGUUACCGAUGUUGAAGAAGGAGAUUAAAGAGGAAAUUGAAAACCACCUUCGCAAGGAGAUACGAGAAGAAAUACUUCCCUCCGUUAGAGAUGAAAUUAAAAAUGAAUUUUACAAAAAUGUUUAA